Messenger RNA from Tetrahymena thermophila SB210, 306 nucleotides. RefSeq names its product transmembrane protein, putative. NCBI's taxonomy places the organism in Eukaryota, Ciliophora, Oligohymenophorea, Hymenostomatida, Tetrahymenidae. The record is from RefSeq and is a predicted model, not a curated record. The transcript has a single exon.
AUGAAAAUUGCUGCUAUCCUCCUUUUAGGUCUUGCUGUCCUUGCUACUACUUCCGUCUUUUUGCUCUAAAAGAAGAAUGUUGAAAACGUCUACUCAGACUGUGGUAAGCUCAUUGUUAAUGACUCUUUCGGAACUGCCGUUUAGAACAUCUGCCCUGUUGAAUUUGUCUUACAAAUCUCUUUCAAGACUGAAUAUGGAUAUGAAACUUAUGAAACUGGAUGCCUUUAACACAAUGAAGUCGCUUUGAUUAAGCGUCAAGUUGUCGAAAGCAGCCAAGAAUAUGAAAUUAAGAACUUAGAAUGUUGA